AUGGCUAAGUUGCACACAGGCAUCUCACUAAUCCAAGAACCAUUGUUAGUAAGAGGUGUCAUUAGGGGGCUAGGUGGGGCUGGUCUAGUUUGUUACAGGGACUGCAGAGCUGCCAAACCCAGAACGUGCAUUCUUACUAAGGGUGUCAACGCAACUCCACUAUUGGAUCUGUGUUCAGGGGACCUAAUGGUGGUGGUAACUAACCUGGAGGGUAUAGGUUGGUGGACUACUGUAUGGAAAAGGGACCCUCCUCUGCUGCUGGGCUGCGAUGCAAACUCACAACAUACGGUGUGGGGGAGCUCAAAGGACAACCAGAGUGGACAGGAGCUACUGGAAUAUCUAAUCGGAACGAAUCUAGAUAUUCUCAACACGGGUUCGACCCCGACUUUUAGCAAUGUGUUUAGGCAGGAAGUGAUUGAUAUCACUCUCUGCUCCAAAAGCAUUGAAAAUAAGAUAGUCUUCGAGGUGGAGUCUGCGGUCCGAUCCGAAACUAAGUGGAUUCGUAAUCCCAGAAGGACGGAUUGGGCUAGUUAUAUCUCAGAACUUCGAAGGACACUUUCUGGUUUACCGGGUAAGAUAAGAGAUUAUCAGACCCUGGAUGAGGCAGCCAAUGAUUUUACAAAGGCUAUUAAGGCAGCUUAUGAAAGUAGCUGCAAACCGACAAAAGUAUUCUCGGGAAAAGAGGUGUGCUGGUGGAACGAAAGAUUAGAACAUCUCAGGAGAGAAACCAGGAGACUCUUUAAGCGUGCCAAGAAAAGGCGCACGACUAAUGGUUGGUCUGAUUUUACGAAAAUGAGAGACGACUAUAGAAAUGAAGUAAGGAAAGCAAAACAAGACAGUUGGAAUGCUUUCUGCUCUAGCAUGAAAAAAGGGAAAGAGACGGCCAGAUUGGAUAAGCUGCUCGCUAAGAACCCUGAUGCAAUUCUGGGCACUUUAAUGUUGCCGGACGGGACUUUCUCUGAGUCGGACGAUGGAACCUUGGCUUGUCUGGUCCAGGAACACUUCCCGGGCUUUUCGAGGUCUGGGGAGGGCACAUCCGAUCCUGAGCCGCCAACAAACCUUCCGCAGGAUGAUUACCGGUCGCGGAGGCAGUUGGCUAACAGGAUUGUGACUGCCGAGAGGAUCAGAUGGGCCACGGAAUCUUUCAGCCCUUACAAGUCUCCGGGUCCUGAUGGCGUCUACCCUGUCCUCUUGCAAAGAGCGAUAGAUGAGGCUGUUGGACCAUUGGUAAGGCUUGCUAGGGCGAGUCUGACUCUGGGAUAUGUCCCGAUAGCGUGGAGGGGUACAAAAGUUGUAUUCAUACCUAAAGCGGGCAAGAACGGUUAUACCUCACCAAAGGAUUUCCGUCCUAUUAGCCUUACAUCCUUUAUCCUAAAAUUAGUUGAAAGGUUGGUGGAUAGAUAUAUUCGCAGUGAGAUUUUGGAGCGGUUCCCGCUACAAAAGGAUCAAUAUGCGUAUAGAGCGGGAUGCUCUACGGAAACAGCUCUGGCUAGAGCAGUAGACCUAAUUGAUGGGCAACUGCAGAAUCAGGGCUUUGCUGUGGGUGUUUUUAUGGACAUAGAAGGAGCUUUUAGUCAGGCCUCUCCGGAAUCCAUAAAAAGAGCUAUGACAGCUUUUAAUAUUCCUACAGGAGUGGAGACUCAGUCCUGA
Molecule: messenger RNA, 1650 nt
Organism: Leptopilina heterotoma
Lineage: Eukaryota; Metazoa; Arthropoda; Insecta; Hymenoptera; Figitidae
Exons: 4
Coding region: 1-1650 (549 amino acids)
Molecular function (GO): catalytic activity
Source: RefSeq, a predicted model, not a curated record